GAGAACCGGGGCUCGCCGCGAGCCUUCGAGAGCAGCGGCCGCUGAGGAGGCGGCGGCGGCGGCGGCGGCGGCAGAGGCUCGAGCCAGCCGCGCGCGCAUCCCCGGGCGCCCUGCGCGGCGGAGAUCUCGGCGGGCCGCGGGAGCCCAGGACGGGACUGGACAAAGCAAGAUGGCAGGAAUCUUAGCCUGGUUCUGGAACGAGAGGUUUUGGCUCCCUCACAAUGUCACCUGGGCGGACCUGAAGAACACGGAGGAAGCCACCUUCCCGCAGGCUGAGGAUCUCUAUCUCGCCUUCCCCUUGGCCUUCUGCAUGUUAAUGGUACGGCUCAUCUUCGAGAGAUUUGUAGCCAAACCAUGUGCCAUAGCCCUCAACAUUCAGGCCAAUGGACCACAAAUUGCCCAGCCAAAUGCCAUUCUGGAAAAGGUUUUUACUGCAAUUACAAAGCAUCCUGAUGAAAAGAGAUUGGAGGGCCUCUCCAAGCAGCUGGACUGGGAUGUUCGCAGCAUUCAACGCUGGUUCCGACAAAGACGCAACCAGGAGAAGCCAAGCACACUGAAGAGGUUCUGUGAGAGCAUGUGGAAAUUUUCAUUUGGCCUUUAUAUAUUUACCUAUGGAGUCCGGUUCCUGAAAAAGACCCCCUGGCUGUGGAAUACAAGGCACUGCUGGUACAACUACCCCUAUCAGCCACUCACGCCUGACCUUCACUACUAUUAUAUCCUGGAGCUGUCGUUUUAUUGGUCUUUAAUGUUUUCCCAGUUCACUGAUAUCAAAAGAAAGGACUUUGGCGUUAUGUUCCUGCAUCAUCUUGUAUCUAUUUUUUUGAUUACCUUUUCAUAUGUCAACAACAUGGCCCGAGUAGGGACCCUAGUCCUCUGUCUCCAUGAUUCAGCCGACGCUCUUCUAGAGGCUGCCAAAAUGGCAAAUUACGCCAAGUUUCAGAAAAUUUGUGAUCUCCUGUUUGUUAUGUUUGCCAUGGUUUUUAUCACCACACGACUGGGUAUAUUUCCUCUCUGGUGUCCAAGGACGAUCGAAGCGAUAUUGAGUCUAGCUCAGAUGAGGAGGACUCGGAACCUCCAGGGAAUAACCCCCAUGCUGCGACCACCACCAAUGGGACCAGUGGUACCAACGGGUAUCUUCUCACUGGCCCUUGCUCCAUGGAUGAUUAAUUACUCAAAACUACAAGUCCCAAAUAAAGUGAACUGUUUGUUCCUGGAAGUAUUUAAUAAGUUGCAAAUGCAGUUCCUUUCAUAAUCUCUCAGCACCAGAAACAAAAAUUAGGAUUAUCAAAGCAUUUUGAAUAGUGCACUGCCAUAUGUCCUGUCUGUGAAUGAGGAAGAAUUACCAUUCUGUAUAUGUAGGCAUGCUUUAUGUAAUUGGCACAAGGGAACAGUAUUUGCAUUUGUACUGUCUUAGAAUAUUAUUUAUUUUUUUGUAUUUGUUUGUGAAUCUGUGGACAAAAGAGGGUUUCCUCUCUCCUUUUACUCUCUGGGUUCAUGACAGUGAGGGAGACACUCCAUCUGCUUCUAUCCCUUUCUAUUCCCCUAAGCCAGUCCGCUAGGAGCAUUAGCUUAAUUGGUCACUUAGAGCAAGCAAAUCCCAGCGCAGGAUUCUCGUACAGCUCCAAAUAGGUUUGCUUUCUUUGUGUUACAGUGCCUGUUUCGAAAUGGCCUGUACAGUCUCAGUGAGCUUUCUCCCAGUGUAAAGUUGAAACAGGAUGAGCUCAGUUUUGUAAUUGUCACUCUUCGUGGUCAAUUAGCUGUUGCAAUUAAAGGGUGUGGUUAUUGGAGGACUUAAAAAAUGUGUUUUGUAUUAAAUUGCUUUGGAUUAGGUGUCAUUUCUUAUUCGCACAGCCAAGAUUCCUUCAGUGAGAAUGGCAGCUAGCUGGGGAUUAACUUUGGAGGUGACAGAGAUUUUUUUAUUCUCUAUUACGGGGUCAGUGCUCUGGCUCUGAAGGAAGACUUAAGGUCAUGUUUACAAACAAAGAAGUCACUCUUCCUACUGAGAAUUUGUCCCAUGAUCUGAGAAUAAUACAAAGAGAGCAGCAGAUUUCAACCAGGUUUUACCACUACCCCUGUAAUUAGCACCGUCUUUUGCCAUGUCAUGAAAGAAAGACGCUAAGUAUAUUUUGGGACAGAAAAAGGAGACUUCCAAGAGUUGGCAAAAGUCACUUCUAAUACAAAGCACUUUACCGCAACCAGCUUUCAAGAAAGCGCCCUAUCUAGUAUUUGAUCUUGAUGUCUUUAUUUUUCUGAGCAAAAUAAAGCCAAUGGGAGAAAGACCAUUUUACCCUUUGUCUUUUCUCCUUAAACAUAACCCAUAACAUAACAGAAUUUCCUGUUACUAGAAACUGAGCAGUGUUACAGUCUAAGUCCUUUUGUUUGCUUCUUUGAAGAACUUGCUCAGUUUCCAGGAAUUUUUGUUCAAAGGGAGCUAUUUCCAGAAAAAAAAAAAAAACAAUAAAAAUUCUACUCAGCAAUGAGAAAGAUUACUGAAAAAAUAAGUUUCCAUAGUCUCCUAUAGGGCAGUGUUAUUUAUGUAUAGAUAAGAAAACCAUACACAUAAACCAAAGAUUUUAUCUCAUUUCUUAAAACCAGCUUUUAGUAAGAGGGAAUAAAAAGGUAUUAUAAAUACUUAUUUCAUAAAUCAGAAAGACCGUCUUCUAAAAAAAAGAGUCCCAAACCACAAUGCAGUGAUAUCAAUGUGCAAGUCAGGGCUAGUGAAGGGAACAGCAAAAUACUAGGAGACGCAUGUCCUGCUCAAAACCAUUCAUAUUCAAUUCAAUUUUUUAAAAAAUUGAAGUAAAGCUUUGUGCCCACAGUGUGCAACAUGAGUGUUAAUACUUCCAAACAAAAACCUCACACUGUAAUGUUAACUCUUUUCCCACCUAUUUAUAAAAUAGUGUGUUUUUGGUAUGGUCCAUAGUAAUGAUUGAAGAGCCUUGGAAAUAUGUCUGCUUGUUUAUUGAAGAAACAGUAUAACUAACUCUUCAUGUAAAGCCUUAUUAUUUUAUUUCACAGAACAGGGAUAUGUCUAGGAGUGUAAUUUGUGGAUGGUCACGUUUGUAAGACCGAUCAUUAAAUACCAAAUAUACUUGUUAAGUCAUCUGGACAUCUGCUAAAAUGCAGAUAUAUAAAAAGUAAACAGCAUGCGUGUUAUAGCUGAAAAUUUUUUAGAAGGUGAAAGUUUCUUAUCAGCUAAAAUAUGGAACAGAAGAAUGACUCGUGCCUUGCUUUAGUGUCUAGAGCAAGUCCCCUGAUGGGUGAAAUAAACCAGAGAACCACAGUGUGUUCAACUUUGGAUCAUCUGACACUUUUAGCACAGAAAAAUAAUUUCAGAAGAUCAGCUUGUAAAUUAAAGGUUUAGAAGAUUUGCAUGAAAUGAAGAAAAUUAAGUCUGUCCUUAGCCAAGACAUCUGAACAAUCUUUUGUUUUUCCCAAAAGUCACUUAGAAGGAUUGAGAAUUCUCAGAGCCUCUCUGACCAAUGGCAGUAACUUAACACAGUCCUCUAUGUAUCUGUGGAUUUUUAUUUCAUUUUACAUUUUUUUUUUUUUUUUUUUUUCUUUUUGCGGUAUGCGGGCCUCUCACUGUCGUGGCCUCUCCCGUUGCGGAGCACAGGCUCCGGACGCGCAGGCCCAGCGGCCAUGGCUCACGGGCCCAGCCGCUCCGCGGCAUACGGGAUCCUCCCAGACCGGGGCACGAACCCGUAUCCCCUGCAUCGGCAGGCGGACUCUCAACCACUGCGCCACCAGGGAGGCCCUCAUUUUACAUUUUAAGGCAAAGAGUUCUUUUUGACUAAUCAGAAUGGUGUUUGUAGGGCUUUUGAGAUGAAGAAUAAUAUAUCUUGUCUACUGCUCUCCCAUGGUGGCCUGAUAAGGCUGAGAGAGGAAAAUAUGUGAGAUAGCCUAUCUUCUACCUGUGCCAAGCCAUAGCUUUGGAAGUGGAUUUUGUAAAGUAAACUGUAGGUAGUAAGAGUGUUGUUUCCCAUUGAUUAACUUAGCCUGUCCUGGUCAUAUUCAAACCUUCCCAAGGUACAAAGAGAUAUGUAGGAAGGAGUCUAGAAAAGGUAAUAUCUUAUUCUCCAAUUCUAUAGCUUUUGUAGAUUGGCUAGAGGGAGAAAAGUAGAAAAUCAAGUAGAAUUUGGCCUUGGGUCAAUAAAUGAUAUAAAAAUGUGUGAUCUAUGUAUGUACCUGUAUGUUUCUCAAAAACACGUGAUAAAACCAAAAUAUCACUGACUGGUCCUUAUCCAUAUUCUUUUCAUGGAAACCAUCUACCAUGUGCAAUAGAAACUUCCCACCUCCUUCUCCACUUCCUGUUCAUGGCCCCCUGACAGCUGAGAGUGGUAGACUCCUUCAGCCUCUUUGUCUCAGAGCUAAGAUCAUGGAGGCCCUAAAGUCAGCAUCUAAGUAGUUCCCAUUUCCAAACUAAGUGAUACGAAUGUUGAGAAUGGGGGAGCAACUACUUUGGAUUAUUAAACUAAGUGUUGGAAAAAAUGCACAUGAUUUCUGCUUCACCCCAGGAUUUUAUUAACAUCCAACUCCUGCUAGGCUGCUAGACAGAUGGUAUCCUGAGGUACCAUCAGAUAAUGACACAGGCAUCUAACAAAAAUGAACUAUGAAAAACAGAUAGGCUCUCCAAAGAAAACAAGCAAUUGGAUGAGAGAAAUAACUCUUUAGUGGGAUAAAAUCAGGUCACCUUUAGCCAAAAUGGUGGGUAAACCUCAAAAUGUCCAGUUCUGUUACCAAACUUUCCGUUCUGAGUAUUGGAUAGCGUUUGAAUUUGAGCAAACUAAAUGCUUGCACCUUGGGUAGAAAGGGCCUGAAUCUUCCACUCUAUAUUUUUCAACCUCAUUUAUCUGGGCCAAAGUAAAAAAAUCACAUUUCAUUCCAAGUUACCUGAGUCUUUACAAAAGAGCUCUUCCAAGAGAACUUUAUGGACACCCAUGAUUGUUCCCAAUCUAUUCAUGAUUUUUGCAUUGGUAGUUAUUUUUGUCCCCUUCUUGGAGAUGUUAAUGCCAAAGUUGCCUGAGUAUUUGAGUAUUUUUUUCUUAAUUUGAAGUAUGAAAAGUAUACAGAAUAAUUCUGAAGGUAUUAAAUAAUUCUCUUUAUCAGUAUGUGUGAUGAUAUCAUUAUGUCCAAAGAGGUUUCAAGAAAUCCUUUGGAAAUAAGAGGUUAAAUGUUUACAUUUCGUGUGCUAUUUGAGAUCUUAAGGUUCUAAUUAGCUUACUUUUUUUACUUUGUCUUUGGCUGAUUCCUGCUUUGUAGAUAAAUAUUAGUAGCCCUGAAAUGUUCCUAACGUUAACAUAAGAAAAGAUCAAAUGAGAUCAAAGUCUGCACUUGUGUGCUGUCCAUGGAAGGAGUACUGUCAGUCACAAACAGUUCACGCAAAAUGCAGCAAGGUAUUUUUUUAAAUGAAGUUAUUGUUGUCCCCAGAGUAGGGAUAAGUUUCUCUUGGUUAAAUGAAAUUGUACCAUUAUCAAAUUACCAGUUAGUAAUUAGCACUGGUUCGCUGUGGCCACAUUUUAAUUCUUCAUUAGUAAUAGGCCAGAAAAAGGCCCUGUGGUUUGCAUUUGUAUGCAUGGUCCCCUCCCGUCCCCUAGGGGGCGCUCAGUAGAUGCCGAGGAGGCCUGUUCACUGGUCCACUCUAUGCUGUUGGAACACCUCUAACAUGCGCUCAGAGGGAGCAUACCUGCUGCUGGUUUUUAUGGAGAAAAUUGUGUUAGGGAACGUAAAACAUCAUAAGUAACUGUUAAUAAGAUCUGUAGACCCCCAAAGGAGAACUUUAGUCUUUCCAACGUGAGUUCAACCUGAAGCCUUUGAAAGGAGCACAUUACCAAAUGCCCACAAGCUGAGACCCCAUCCGAUCAAAGUCUCUGCAGGCAGACGGCCCAUCAUAUGGUGUCUCCACAAGACUAGACAGUCUCAAGAUUGCCCAGGAAGCAAUGGGAGGGGACCACUAGCCUAAGAUCUGUCUUGUUUAUCUUUCACUCACAUUCCUUUAAGUCUCCUGGGACUGUUAAUAAAAGGAAGCCAGAAUAUUGUCACUUAUCUGCUGUCAAUUUCCCAGUAGCCUUUAGAUCAGUUGUGUACCAUACUUCCUUCUAUGCCUGAUUCCAUUUUUCCUAAAAAAUAUUGUGCCCAUGUGAGCCUGUUUUCCUUAACACAAGUCCAUGAAAGCUUGGCUUCCUAUUUCGAUAUAUGUUGCAUGGCCUGGAAACUAGGGAACAACAGCUGUUGGUAUGAUUUCUAUGUUAAGUGAAAAAUUAGAUUUUAUAAAGACAUCUUUUUUUCUUUCGGAUCUACAGUAAUUUUUUAAAACUGUCAUUGUAAAAUUGCUCUUAAAAAUUAGGGGUUUUUAAAGAUUAGUUGCCAAAGAGAAAUUAGCUCUGUAAUAGGAACAGUUAUGUGGUGAUUCUGGAACUUAGAGCUUCAUUAAUUUAAACAUGGAAAACACCCUCCAAGUUUGAUUUCCCAAAAUUUCAUAAAGCCUCUAAGCUCAUGAUUUUCAUCACCUCUUUACCCACAUGAUCAGUUACCUCCAUAGCCAUUUGGUGUCAUGCAAGGGGAAGGUGGUUAGUUUGGGGAUUUGAUUUUUUUCAACUUGCCGUGAGAAAUAGAAUAGGUGACAAAACCUUUACUUGUUAAGACAAUUCAGCACUUGAGCAUCUCUGUCAGAAAUGGAAUGAUGUACUGUUAGCCAAUUAGAAUUAUUUUAUGUAUUGUUAUUAUGUUUUGCUGAUUUUUAUAUGAAAAUAUAAUUAUUCAUUCUUGAUCCCUGGAAGCAAUCAUUGUAAUGAGGAUCAUUUUACUUUGAAAACACUUUCAUAAUAAAGAUAAGUAUUAAGAGUACAGUGUAAAUGCCCUUUUCUGUAAGCACUACCGAGCUUGUGUUGGUAAUAUGUCACAUCUUCCAGGACAAGAUUUAUCCUCACAUCAUCCUAUGAGUUUCUUGUAAGCCUCCUCAAACCCCAGUAGUCGCUAUGAUUACAAAAAAGGAUGUAAUAUUUAUACGUUCCAUAUAAUGUUCUAUUUAUAUGUUAUUUUGUCGAGAAUUUAGCUAAGCUACUUGAUGGUGGUGU
Mesoplodon densirostris (Blainville's beaked whale) is the source of this 7076-nucleotide messenger RNA. RefSeq names its product ceramide synthase 6 (gene CERS6). The record is from RefSeq and is a predicted model, not a curated record. Gene Ontology annotation, biological process: ceramide biosynthetic process. Gene Ontology annotation, molecular function: DNA binding; sphingosine N-acyltransferase activity. Lineage: Eukaryota; Metazoa; Chordata; Mammalia; Artiodactyla; Ziphiidae. The transcript has 9 exons. The coding region runs from base 170 to 1252 and encodes 360 amino acids. Gene Ontology annotation, cellular component: membrane.